GGGCGAUUUCGCAGGAUGCAGGCGAGAGGCUGCGCAGAGCCCAAAGCCGAGCUCCAGGUGCAGAUGAGUAAUGAAAGAAGCUUUGAAAAUGUAGAACUGGGAGUCAUCGGAAAAAAGAAGAAAGUCCCAAGGAGAGUCAUCCACUUUGUCAGUGGUGAAACAAUGGAAGAAUAUAGCACGGAUGAAGAUGAAGUCGAUGGCCUGGAAAAGAAAGAUGUUUUGCCUACUGUUGAUCCGACAAAACUUACCUGGGGUCCCUACUUAUGGUUUUAUAUGCUUCGUGCUGCCACGUCAACUCUCUCAGUGUGUGACUUUCUUGGAGAGAAGAUUGCAUCUGUUUUGGGCAUCAGUACCCCAAAAUACCAGUAUGCCAUUGAUGAGUAUUACAGGAUGAAGAAGGAGGAGGAGGAAGAAGAAGAAGAAAACAGGAUGUCUGAAGAAGCAGAAAGACACUACCAACAGAAUAAGCUGCAGGCUGAUUCCAUUGUUCAGACAGAUCAACCAGAAACAGUGGUGUCCAGUUCAUUUGUGAAUCUCAAUUUUGAAAUGGAGGGAGAGUGUGAAGUAUUUACAGAAAACAAACAAAAUCCAGUCUCUGUCCCACCAUAGAAUGCAACGACUCUCAGACUUCAAACUCUAAGGUGGUUUUUAUACCAGGAACUUUCACAUUCUCUAUUCAGUGGGAUUUAAUACAGUUAUUUAUAUUUUAAAUUAUCUAUAAAGGGAAAACUCUUUAUUCUUGGGCUCUAUCUAGCAAAAGUCAGAUCUGAAAUUUGGAUAUUUGUACUAUGCUUUUACUGUGUGUCAAAUUAGUGUUUUGGUUUUAAAAUGAUCUUUAUAAAAAUGUUAAGGACAUUUUAGAGCCCUAACUGCCAAUUAAGAAGAGUUAAUUAUCAUGCUUGUCUGUUAUUUGUGUUUGUACAAAAAAAAUGGGUCAAGUUGCUGAUUAAGGCUAGAGUUGAUAUUCCUAAUCUCAAAUGAAAAAGGAUUUUCCCUGAUUUUUUCAUGCUCUUAUUCAUAUAUCUAACCAUUAACUUCAUACUAAAGAUGAUUCACUGAGUAAUAAAAGGAGUAAGAUAAAAGCACUUUGAAUUUUCUUUCCUUGAGAAUAACUUUACUUUAUGGAAAGGUGAUUGAGUCUGUAACACCAAAUAAGAUGGUUUUUUUUUUCUUUUUUAAAUAUUUUUAUGGAUUUAUGGUGUGAUUCAUGGCAUAUGAUGGCAAUCUUUUUAGUAAUGGGCCUAUACUACAUAAUUUAGUGCUUAAAGGAUUAGUUAUCAGAUUAUGUAAUUAAUGUCACCAUAAGUUACAGUUUACCAAUAGCUCUAAAACAUGCUAACCUAACAUCUUCCCUCCAACUUUUUUUUAACUUCUAAUUUGAGUUAGUACUUCCAACUCAGAUAUUUGGUUAUCCAGUGAAGGCAUGCAUAUCUAAAGGUGAUCUGAAUCUUUUCUCCUUAGAGGUAAUAUAUCUAACAAAAACUAGAAACUUGUCUGAUUAUAGUAGAAGGAAGAUAAUGACCUAUGAAGAUUUUGUGCUUCUUGAAUUUUAUUUUCUUUACUUGUCUAACAGUGGCCAGUUUGUAAUGUUUACAUAGUUAAACACUGUGCCUUAAAUUUUUAUAUUUUUAUUUAUGCAAACUAUAAAAUUUCCCAUAAAUGCAUUAAAUGGUUUUGUCUUAUU
Myotis brandtii (Brandt's bat) is the source of this 1684-nucleotide messenger RNA. RefSeq names its product family with sequence similarity 177, member A1 (gene FAM177A1). The transcript has 5 exons. The record is from RefSeq and is a predicted model, not a curated record. The coding region runs from base 16 to 609 and encodes 197 amino acids. Lineage: Eukaryota; Metazoa; Chordata; Mammalia; Chiroptera; Vespertilionidae.